AUGACCGAGUUCCAGUUUGUUUUGAUUUCGAUAUCGCUGGUGUGGAUGUUCUACAGAUUUCGAAGUUUACGUAACUCCUCCAAUUUCUUGGUGCUUAACCUAUCGAUUGCGGACCUGAUGAUGGCGAUUGGAAAUUUGCCAGCAUUUGCCGUGGCUAGCUUUAAUAUGAGAUGGGUGUUCAGCAACAUAGGUUGCCAGUUAUAUGGAUUCAUUGGAAGUCUGGCCAGCCUAGCUUCUAUCACAACUCUGACCCUGAUUGCCAUUGAAAGGAGCAUCGUUAUUGUACAUCAAUUACCUUGGUACAAGAAAACAUCAGUGAGAACAGUGCUGCUUUUCGUGGUAUUUUCCUGGCUUUAUUCUGCCUUCUGGUCAAUAGCCCCGUUACUUGGAUGGGGUCGAUAUAUCUUGGAGGGUUCUCAAGCAUCAUGUACUUUUGACUUUAUCUCUCAACAGACCCGAUACCGCUCAUUCUCGAUUUCGCUCAUGACCGGAUGUUUUUUCAUUCCUCUUGUGAUCAUAUUUGUGUGUUAUAUCAGUAUAUUUCUAAAAGUGGCCUUGCAUGAACGGGAGAUUGACCAACUUACAAUGACGCACAACUCUAAACUAUAUUUUCCAAAUAUAUCCAGAGAGAGACGCAAACAAAAGCGCGAAUUUAAGACAGCAAAAAUAGCCUUCGGAAUAAUUUUGGUGUUUUGUUUCUCAUGGCUGCCUUACGCAGUAUUUGCUAUGAUCGGGAGUUUCGGUGGCGAUUUACAGCUUGUUACACCUUUAGCGGUUUCCGUUAUCGGUCUUUGUGCGAAAAUUGCCACCGCAGUGAAUCCUAUAUUGUAUGCAUUAAUACAUCCAAAGUACAGAGGGAAAGUUAGUAAAGACAUGAAAAUGGGCAUGUCAUAUGUCUUCAAAAACGCAAACAGUCAGCAUUCCAGAAUUACACAUUCUAUUACUAAUGAUUCCAAUGAAGAACUGCAACUUGCCAAAUUUAGUAGGAAAGAAAGCAUGACGUCUUUACCAGAGAACCUGAUUCUUGUGCAAAACACAAUAAAUAUGUUAUAG
Messenger RNA from Ylistrum balloti, 1053 nucleotides. Its product is annotated as rhodopsin, GQ-coupled-like. NCBI's taxonomy places the organism in Eukaryota, Metazoa, Mollusca, Bivalvia, Pectinida, Pectinidae. The record is from RefSeq and is a predicted model, not a curated record. Gene Ontology annotation, biological process: G protein-coupled receptor signaling pathway. Gene Ontology annotation, molecular function: G protein-coupled receptor activity. Gene Ontology annotation, cellular component: membrane. The coding region runs from base 1 to 1053 and encodes 350 amino acids. The transcript is spliced from 4 exons.